Messenger RNA from Orbicella faveolata, 3039 nucleotides. RefSeq names its product mechanosensory protein 2-like. Gene Ontology annotation, cellular component: plasma membrane. The record is from RefSeq and is a predicted model, not a curated record. NCBI's taxonomy places the organism in Eukaryota, Metazoa, Cnidaria, Anthozoa, Scleractinia, Merulinidae.
UUAACCCAUCUUGGGCACUUCGCUUCUUCAUGUUUCGCAGUGGCGGAGUUCAAGCGGUACAACCCUAAAGAACCGAAAACGGCGCUUAUGGAAGAAGAAGAUUCAGGCAGCCGUGGCUGCUGCGACUAUGUGCUGACGGUAUUAUCUGUCGUCCUGUUCAUCUGUACUCUGCCAUUAUCACUAUUCUUUACUAUGAAGAUAGUUCAAGAAUAUGAGAGAGCAGUCAUUUUCCGUCUUGGCCGAUUGCUGCCUGGAGGUGCAAAAGGACCAGGAUUGUUCUUCAUUUUACCUUGUAUUGACUCCUAUCAGAAAGUUGAUCUGCGGACAGUCUCCUUUGAUGUGCCACCACAAGAGAUUUUAACAAAAGACAGUGUGACCGUGGCAGUAGAUGCUGUGGUGUAUUUCAGAAUCCAUGAUGCCACUACUUCCAUAACUAAUGUGGAGAAUGCCAAUCGUUCCACCCGUCUGCUGGCACAGACCACCCUGCGAAAUGUGCUGGGGACCAAAAACCUGAGCGAGAUUUUGGCUGACCGUGAGGUAAUCAGCCAUGUCAUGCAGACCUCGUUGGAUGAGGCCACUGAUCCUUGGGGUGUCAAAGUGGAGCGUGUUGAAGUGAAGGAUGUGCGUCUUCCUCAACAGCUUCAGAGAGCCAUGGCAGCUGAAGCUGAAGCCUCCCGUGAAGCUCGUGCUAAGGUCAUUGCUGCUGAGGGUGAGAUGAAUGCCUCUCGUGCUCUGAAGGAAGCUGCUGACAUCAUUUCUGAGUCUCCUUCUGCUCUCCAGCUGCGAUACCUUCAGACGCUGACAACCAUCUCAGCUGAAAAGAAUUCCACAGUCCUUUUCCCUCUUCCUGUGGAUUUCCUCAGCAGAUUUUUGCCUGAUAGGAAAGGGUAACUAGAAAGACUGAGGAAACUUGAAUUUCACUCAUCGAUGCAAGAUAUUUCACUUUAGACAUUAAAGUAGUCAGAGCUUUUCAUUCUAAUGGUAUGCAGUAGUUUUUCCUGGAGAGCAAUCUUCGCUGACGUCCUUGUUUGCAUUAAUUUUUAGUUUGUAUAGUGUGAUCCUCCAGGUGAGGGUAGUUCUGAAAAGAACUGUUGUUGCCUCUUAACAGAUGUCAACAACUACCGGCGCCUUACGAACAACUUAUCCACGACGGAAACAAAACCGACCAACGGAUUUCUAACAGACCGACUUGAUUUGACCAACAAUAGACGGACCAAAAAGCGACCAAUUUUACUAACGAUAGAUGGAUCGAAACCAACCACAGACUGAUGACAAACUUUACGCGAGUCUUUCAGCCAAUACCAACACUGAUGGCUAAACUGACCAAUCACUUUCAACAGACCAAACUUAUAACAUUACGACUGACAAACGCUAUUCACGUCACUCGGAAGAUGACUUCCGCUCAGGUUGUCGAAACGUCAGUCAAUAACAACAGUUCUUUUCAGAACUACUCUCACCCCAACGAUCACACUAUACGAACUACUGAUACUCCUGGGUCCAAACCAUUUGCUAUGUUCCAUUGAUUUUUGUCCUUAUUAACAUACAACUUUUCACAGAGAAGGCUUCAUGCUAGAUAGAAAUUGACUCCGAACAUUUAAAAGCUUGUGAAACGUAGUGAUUGGUUAAUGUUUGGCUCUUUGGGCAUAAUAUGCACAGAGAAAUUGGCUUCCAAAAUUCGCAAAAUUUCCAGGUGGGAAAAGCACUAACUUUUUUGUGGUACAAGGAUUAUUUUGGUAGUAGGGACAUUAUAAUUAUCAUUCACCAAUGGAAUUCCAAUGGACUGUCUUUGUACUCUGAACCGGUUAUUUUUUGCUUGAGAUCUUCAUUUUAAACUAUUAUAUGGUUAUCUGCACAUUUUCUAGCUGAAAGGGUAAGCUUUGUUGAAAAGCAGCUAAGUUGAGUUUGGUGCUAAAACAUUUUGCCUUUUACAUAAGGCCAAACAAGUAUUACGCAUGCAAUAUAGUAGUGCUACAAUAUAUCAAAUAAAUGAAUGCCAGGUUGGCGACAGGUUAUUUUCUCUAGUUGUAGAUGUUUCAUGUGGAUCAUGCUUCUGGUUAUUUUAUGUACAAUUGUUUUUUGGCAGCUAGGAGUAAUGCUGAAGUGUAAUUAUUAUAAAAUAGUGAAAAUUGCUUCAAUGUCGUAGUUGGUUUUAGUGAUUUAAAAUACUUUAAUAGUUGUUGCCAGUUGCAAUAAAAUUACGCUAGUCAGAUCAUCUUAUGCAUCAGGGUAUACUGACUGACAGGCAGGUGAAGCCUCUUGAUGCAGGUGCUUAUGUCAAAUUUCUUGGCCAGUUGGCCAGAACUUGAAAGUGUACCUCCUCCCAGGGCUGACGUGUGACACAGUGUCAUGCCUGUUUCAUGAGACCUUUUCAUUAACUAGUUGAUAUUAUUAUACUGAAAAAGAAACAAAGGUUUUAGUUGCUAAGGAAACCUUUUUUGGCUGUGACGGCUGGCAACUGAAACAAUUAUUUGUCAAAUUGGAAUUUAAUGCUGUAUUCACACUUCGAGAGUUAGUCCUUACUCCGACAGGGUUGCCACAUGUCAGGAAAUGGUCAGGGAAACAAAUUCUUCACGGUCAGGGGAUAGUCGAGGAAUUUUAUUUGAGUCACGGAAAUUUGGCAUUUUGAUGAAAAGACAGGGAAAACUGAAAUAAAUUAAACACUGCUGAUUUAAUACUAUUGAAGGCUGGAAGAAACAUUUAGGGUCACCAUCUGUGAUCUCAACGAUUGACCGAGUGGAAAACGCGGCUGUAAGGGAAGGCUUGAAGCCACUACUAUACCUGCCAUUUUGUAUUUAUUUGGUCAUGGAAAUUUUAAUUUUAUCAGGGAAAAGUCGGAAUUUUGAGAAGUGAUGUUUGUGGCCGCCAUGUCUGACGAGGGACUAACACUCCAGACGUCCGCUUCACUAACUUGUUACUGCGGUAAAAUGACCAUAGUCAACUUUAAGGUUACAAAUAACUAAGUAUAUCAAAGUAUAACUAAAAAACGCCUUGAAAGAGCUUCUAAAAGUCAAAAUUGAAUAAUAAACACACUAGAGUAUU